Molecule: messenger RNA, 489 nt
Organism: Torulaspora delbrueckii
Lineage: Eukaryota; Fungi; Ascomycota; Saccharomycetes; Saccharomycetales; Saccharomycetaceae
Product: cytochrome c oxidase subunit IV family protein
Exons: 1
Coding region: 1-489 (162 amino acids)
Biological process (GO): mitochondrial electron transport, cytochrome c to oxygen
Source: RefSeq, a predicted model, not a curated record
AUGACCAUUAUACUAACAGGAAUCGAAUCUUUCAUAGUGUUGCGUACUUCAUUCACCAGAGUCGCCCGUGUUACUCCAGUCAGAUUCGCACAAACCCAGGCGUUGUCUAAGGCUGCAAUCGCCGAUCUACAAAACAGAUGGGAAGCUAUGCCAGCAGCUGAACAACAAGAUAUUGUGUCCAAACUCUCAGAACGUCAAAAGCUUUCAUGGGGUGAUUUGACAGAAACUGAAAAGCAAGCUGCGUGGUACAUUUCUUACAGUGAAUGGGGACCAAGAAGACCUGUUCACGGUAAAGGUGACUCCGGCUACAUCGCUAAAGGUGUUGCUAUUGGUCUACUUUUCUCUGUGGGACUAUUCGCUUUUGCAAGACAGUUCGGUGGUGAACCUCCAAAGACAAUGACCAAGGAAUGGCAAUUGAAAUCCGAUGAGUAUCUAAAAUCCAAGAACGCCAACCCAUGGAACGGUUACUCCCAAGUUCAAUCCAAAUGA